AUGACUCCCCCGAAACGUUCUCCCCAAUGGUCUGACGGCCUCCCCGUCUUCCAAGAUCAGCCCGCCUCUCACGUCUCCGCCCCCCAAGACUCGCCCGCGUUUGCCAGAGCUCAUCGACUUUUGCGCAGCGCACAGCCGUUCCACGACCACGGAAUAGCCAAACUGAUCACGGGACCGCCUGCUGUGGCCCCCCAGCUCUCCGAACAACUUCUGCCCGCCCAGAUCUCGCCUAUACUCCACCAGCAAUCUUUAGUAGCAGAUCCAGCUUUGACUGGCCGUUUCUAUCUCGAUGAGGUGAUCGGAGCACAAUCGUCCGAAACUGAAGUGGAUGUACGCCGACUGUUUGAGGAUAUAACGAUGAUUCCAAAUAACUCUAUUCAAGAUUCCACUCGAGAUUCGUCUCAGAGCUCGAUAGCGGCUCAAUCUUUUCACUCUGAAAAAUUCUGGUCUUCAUUAAAUGAUCUAACCUCAUCAUAUUAUACGUUUGAUCCGGCCGACGGUCACGUGCCGACACGUGGUUCUGUAUUCUCGUGUGCUAAAUCUGCCAUUUCUUCUGUCUGUGGCUCAGGCUGUGGCUCAGGCUCUUAUUCUUUACGACUGGGCCAGCCUUUUAAUAUAGGCAUCUCGGCUAUAAGAAACUCCGCCGAUGAUGUGGGUGCGAAUGCAACGACUUGCGUAAAGUAUACUGAUCCCGAAGGAGCCGCGGCUAUAGCAGAAACCUCCGCGGCUCUACCAUCAAGUCCCGCGGCUCUACCAGCUACGUCCGCGGCUCCUUCAACAGAAUCCGUCGACGGAUCUUAUUCUCUCCAUCACGUGACACGCGGAGGUCCCGUGACCUGGUUUGUCAUCUCGGACAAGAUUGACCAAGAAAAAUACUUGGAAUUGGUGAAAUCUGACCAUUCCUCAAAAAACUGCGUGGCACCCAUUCUCCUCCCCGAAUUGCUUACCGAAAAGGGAAUCGCUUUCCAUUCCAUCACACAACAAGCUGACGAAUUUGUCGUCAUAUACCCUAAUGCAAUUUAUAUGAAUUAUACCAUGAACCAAACAGUUUCGGAAAUUAUUACGUUCUCUUCUAAAGAUUGGUUCACUUUUAUUACUAAUGAUCUUGAUUUAGAUUUAAAAGUAGAAGAAAAAGAUGAGGAUGAUUCAAAUGUAAUCAACAGGGAUAUCGGUAAAUAUAAAAAUAAAAAUAAGGAUAAGAUUAAGGAUAUACCCAUUCAAAGGCAAAACGAGAGGCAUCUCCCCAAACAAACUAUGCAAUCUUCAAAAUUACAUGCAGAUACAUUCCCCUCUAUAAGUUAUCAAAAGAAUACUUCUAUUCGUUCUACAACCAAUCUAGCUCAACUAUCAAACAAUAAUAACACUGAUGGCACUAAUACUAACAACAACAACACUGCUAACAAGCAAAACACCCCUAAUGCAACCCCCUUUUCUCCUUUAACUUCUCAAACUCAGUUAUUAUCAAAUACAAUAGUACCCAAUAAUAACCAAUCUUCUUCCUCUGCAGGUCCAUUUUUCCCUUCGGGUCAAUCUAUAAGUAGAAUCGCUUCACCUCUAUUGUCAAGAAUGAUGGAUUUAUCAAAUAUCGUGGAACCCACUUUAGAAGAUCCAUCUUUGAAAUUUAAGAAAAGAGGUGAAUUAAAUACACUCAAUGGUAAUUAUUUACCUUCCAUUGCCAAUAAUAGAACUUUGUCAAAUGGAAGUGCAAACACUUUACCAUCUUUUAUAAAUCAUCAAUCGAAUUCCAAUCCAAAUCCAAAUUUGUUGGAAGAUAAUGAUGAUAAUUUAAUUGCUUUAAGUUUGACUUCGAUGGCAAAUAGUGGAACCUCCUCUCCAAGACUGGCUCUAUUUCCAAUAAAUUCUCCUCUUAUAAAUCCCCAAGAUCCUUCUACUACACUCAAUAAUAAUAAUAAUAAUAAUAAUAAUAAUAAUAAUAGUAACAAUAAUAUUCAAAAUAAUAAUAAUCAACCAACAUCUUCUUAUUCUCCAUUAUCUACAAAUGCAACUCUAAUCUCUCCAAAACCUUCUUAUUCCAAUACAAACCCACUCGCGUAUACAAGCUUAUCAAAUAACUCCACUACAAAACCAUUGGUAAGCACACCAUUGAUGAGAACCACUUCUUCCAAUUUACCCUAUAUCAAGAGGUUGAAAUCUCCAAAUAUAGUCACUUUAAACAUAUCAAGAGAAACUUCAAAGAGCCCAGUCUCUUUAAAUAUGCAUGAUUAUAAAUCUCCCCUGGGUGUUACUAACCCUUUAACAUACUCCACAACAACAACAAAUCCAAAUUCACCUCUAAUUACUUCAAAGGGUAUCUCUUCCGUCAGCCCCCCUGAUACUCCUGCUACGAAAAAAUUGAGAAUCUUAAAACAAUCUUCAACCAACACAUCACCAAUUUCAAUCCCAACAUCUAAUACACUAGAUAAUCCUACCCCACUACCUCAUACUACUCAUCGCGAUAACAAUAAUAACACAAACACUCUACCUGCAUUUAAUAAUACAAAGAAAAAUGUCUCCACAAAUCAAUCGCCAAAAUUCUCUUCUGGUGAAAUUAUUGUUUCCGAAAAUGGUAAAAUAUACGUUUGUCAAGAAUGUAAAAGACAAUUUUCUUCAGGUCAUCAUUUAACAAGACAUAAAAAAUCUGUUCAUUCUGGUGAAAAACCUCAUUCUUGUCCUAAAUGUGGCAAAAGGUUUAAAAGAAGAGAUCAUGUUUUACAACAUUUAAACAAGAAGAUACCUUGUACUCAAGAUUCUUCUAUAAAGCAAAUCUCUUCUCCUCCACCCUCUACUUCUACUGCUGCUCAAUCUGCAACUUCGAAUAUUUCAACUACUCAGCAAAUUAAUCAAUCUCCAUCGAUUCAUAAUGAAUCAAAUUUAAAACAGCAAUUAACAAAUACAGAGACAUAA
This is a messenger RNA of Henningerozyma blattae CBS 6284, 2904 nucleotides long. RefSeq lists its product as uncharacterized. Gene Ontology annotation, biological process: regulation of transcription by RNA polymerase II. The record is from RefSeq and is a predicted model, not a curated record. Gene Ontology annotation, cellular component: nucleus. Lineage: Eukaryota; Fungi; Ascomycota; Saccharomycetes; Saccharomycetales; Saccharomycetaceae. Gene Ontology annotation, molecular function: RNA polymerase II transcription regulatory region sequence-specific DNA binding; DNA-binding transcription factor activity, RNA polymerase II-specific. The transcript has a single exon. The coding region runs from base 1 to 2904 and encodes 967 amino acids.